CUUUUCUACUUCACAGCCUUUGUUCGAGAGUGCGGAGGAAAAGAGCCAUUUUUUUGUUUGUUUUCUUGAGAGAGGGAGACGAGAACUCAGUUUAGUAGUGUGUGAGAGAGAUGGAGGGAAAGGAAGAAGAUGUUAAGCUUGGAGCAAACAAGUAUGGAGAGAGGCAGCCCUUGGGCACAGCUGCUCAGACAGACAAAGACUACAAGGAGCCACCCCCAGCUCCUUUGUUUGAGCCAGGGGAGCUUUCCUCAUGGUCCUUCUAUAGGGCUGGAAUUGCAGAGUUCGUGGCUACCUUCUUGUUCCUCUACAUCACCAUCUUGACUGUUAUGGGUGUGGGCAAGUCUGAAAAGUGUAAAAGUGUGGGUAUCCAAGGAAUUGCUUGGGCUUUUGGUGGUAUGAUCUUUGCCCUUGUCUACUGCACGGCCGGUAUCUCUGGUGGACACAUCAAUCCUGCCGUGACCUUUGGACUUCUCUUGGCAAGGAAACUCUCCCUCACAAGAGCCCUAUUCUACAUCAUCAUGCAGUGCCUUGGAGCCAUCUGUGGGGCUGGUGUUGUGAAGGGAUUCGAGAAGUCCCAUGAGUUCGAGCGCUUGAAUGGUGGAGCCAACUUUGUGAACCAUGGCUACACCAAGGGCGAUGGCCUUGGUGCUGAGAUCAUUGGCACCUUUGUCCUUGUUUACACUGUCUUCUCUGCCACUGAUGCCAAGAGAAGCGCCCGAGACUCUCACGUCCCUAUUUUGGCUCCACUUCCCAUUGGGUUCGCGGUGUUCUUGGUUCACUUGGCCACCAUCCCCAUCACAGGAACUGGUAUUAACCCAGCUAGGAGUCUUGGAGCUGCCAUUAUCUUCAACAAAGACCGGGCCUGGGAUGACCAAUGGAUCUUCUGGGUGGGACCCUUCAUUGGAGCUGGUCUUGCUGCUAUGUACCACCAGAUAGUCAUCAGAGCUAUUCCUUUCAAGACCAGGGCUUAAGAUUGAUUCUUCCCCUCACUUUGGAUCUCAACCCGUCUCUGUUACUUAUCUCUCUUUUUCUACUUUUUCUCCUCUCUUUUUUGUUGUGUAUUUCAUUUCAGAGCCACCAUGUGCAUGUGGCGUUAAGGUGUUAAUUAUGCGUGUAAAUUAUGCCAUUUUAAGUUUGUGACAGCUUUUAAUGGAGAAAUUCAUUAUGUUUUUUU
This is a messenger RNA of Juglans microcarpa x Juglans regia, 1174 nucleotides long. Its product is annotated as aquaporin PIP1-3-like. Bases 111 to 971 code for a protein of 286 amino acids. The record is from RefSeq and is a predicted model, not a curated record. The transcript is spliced from 4 exons. Gene Ontology annotation, biological process: response to water deprivation; transmembrane transport. Gene Ontology annotation, molecular function: water channel activity. Gene Ontology annotation, cellular component: plasmodesma; vacuole; plasma membrane. Lineage: Eukaryota; Viridiplantae; Streptophyta; Magnoliopsida; Fagales; Juglandaceae.